Messenger RNA from Lonchura striata (white-rumped munia), 1830 nucleotides. It is a transcript of the gene IL10RB, whose product is annotated as interleukin 10 receptor subunit beta. Gene Ontology annotation, cellular component: plasma membrane. The record is from RefSeq and is a predicted model, not a curated record. Gene Ontology annotation, molecular function: interleukin-10 receptor activity; protein binding. Lineage: Eukaryota; Metazoa; Chordata; Aves; Passeriformes; Estrildidae. Gene Ontology annotation, biological process: cytokine-mediated signaling pathway.
GCGGCUGAGGGAGCCGCCAUGGGCGCGGCGCUGCGGGCCGGGCCGUGCAGCGGGCUGCCGCUGCCGCUGCCGCUGCUGCCGUCUAUGCUGCUGCUGCUGCCGCUGCUGCUGCCGCUGCUGUGCGUUUCUGGAAUGAUCCCAGAGCCCCGGAACGCAAGAAUUACUUCAGUCAAUCUUCACAGCACCUUGCAGUGGGACGCACCAAGGUUCCCCAGAGGGAACCUCACCUACACUGUGCAGUCCAAGAGCAUCUACUACCUCGGGGGCAGCUUUGAGACGCUGAGGACAGAGCUGAGGCAGCCCUGGUGUGACGUGUCCUCGCUGUCGCCCUACGGCAGCUACCUGCUGCAGCUGCGGGCCGAGGCAGGGCAGCUGCACUCCCCCUGGGUCACCCUCACCUUCAAGCCCAUGGAUGACACCACCAUCGGCCCUCCCGAGGUGCGGCUGAAGUCGGAGUCGGGCGCGCUGCACGUGGACGUCUCGGGGCCCUUCGCGGAGCACGAGCAGGAGCGGUGGCCCCUGAGGCUCUACUACGGCUCCUGGAGCUACAGGAUCCUCUACUGGAGGAAGGGCAGCAGGGAGCACCCGGCCUCUGCCUCCUGGGUAGCUCAGGUGGACACCAGGCACAGCUCUGAGAUCCUGGCCCAGCUGGAGCCAUGGACAGUUUAUUGUGUCCGGGUGCAGGCGCUGAUUCCCGAGUGGAACAAGACAGGGCAGCUGAGCAGGGAGCUCUGUGAGCAGACCACCCACAACGGUGUAACCCCUGUGUGGAUAAUUGUGACUGUUCUGGUGGGGUCCAUGCUGGUCGUGGGCACAGCUUUCACCGUUUGUUUCUUCUCCAGUUUUUAUCUGUACAGACUCUUCAAGCAUGUGUUCUGCCCAUCCUACAUUUUCCCACAACACUUGAAAGAGUUUCUGAGCAAGCCUCCCAGUGCUCCACAGCCUUUCCCUCUGCUUCCACAAGAAGAGCUCCUGGUUUGUGACAAGCUGACAGUGAUUUCAGAGCAACCCCAAACCCUCCGUGAAGGGAGUGGGGAUGAGGCCAGCGGGACACCAGAGCUCCCUCAGGACUCUGCACAAGGAGACUCCGACUCGGGAAAAGCCUAAAUAUCCUCCCCAUUCUUCCUUGGAAAAGGAGAAGCAAACGGACUUUUGGGUUUAUCUCAUUGUUCUCCAGCAGGAAAAAUCCAUAGACAAACACGGGGUCACAGACUUUUGACAGAAUAAUUUUAUUUUUUUAAGUACAAGAAACUUGGCUCUAAAUGGGGAAAUAAAAGAUCCGUAACUUUUGCAACUGUUGGUUGUGGCUCCCUUAGGAGUUGUAGCAAUUCUGGCACUGAUUAGGACACUAAAAAUGAAAUGUCAUAUUUAUACAUAAUACUAAUUAACUUCGAUGAACUAUUUAUUGCAAAAACGAAUCAAAAUGUUUAUAAAAGAAAAUAGUAUUUUGUAAGGAAAGACCUGAUCUGGUUUAUUUUUUUCUAAUGAGAAAUGAUGUGUUUUUAAGGAUAUCCCCAUUGGCAUCAUCUUUAUAUGGAAUUUAUUCUUCCCUGAUGCAAAGUUGUGAAAUUUUUAGGGUGGGGUGAACUGAUGUCUGUGGGAAACUUGGGUUAAAUAAGGUUCAUUUUAAUUAUCUGCUCAUUUGUAUUCCUAAUUUUAAAAAUCCAGGGAGCUGUGACUCCCUGUUCCAAGGCCAGCCUCACCUGCACAGGUGGGUAAAGGCUGUACCCAGCCCUGGGGCAGAAGUGGGACCUUUGCACGGGCACUGACUGGGUUUGUGUCAUUGCUUCAAGGUGGGAGUGAGGAAUUAAAUUCUGUCACCAAAAGGAA